AAUCAGAAACUUCCAGUUUGUACUUUGGAGAUUGCAGGUUCAGCUGCCAGUCGACAUCUUCCUGUGUGCAGCCAACUCCAAUCAUGCCUUUCCUGGAUCUGGACACCAAUAUUCCCCAGCAGGAUAUUCCAGGAGACUUUGCUGAAAAGCUGUGCUCGGCUGCAGCAUCCAUUCUGGGCAAACCUAAGGAAAGGGUGAAUGUGAUCGUGAGGAGAGGAGCAUCUUUGCUGAUUGGUGGCUCUUCAGCACCAUGCGUACAGCUGAUCAUCUCGUCCAUUGGAGUAGUGGGAACAGCAGAACAGAAUAAAGAGCACAGCUCGAAGUUCUUUGAGUUUCUGACCAAAGAACUUCGUCUCACACCUGACAGGAUUCUACUGCGCUUCCAACCUCUGGAGCCUUGGCAGAUUGGGAAAAAUGGAACGGUUAUGACAUAUUUAUGAUUCCUUACAAAUGUUGGGAGUGUACAGCUGUUCAGGAUCUUCUACUGGAAAACAUUCCAGGAUU
This is a messenger RNA of Nanorana parkeri, 504 nucleotides long. Its product is annotated as D-dopachrome decarboxylase-B-like. The transcript has 3 exons. The record is from RefSeq and is a predicted model, not a curated record. NCBI's taxonomy places the organism in Eukaryota, Metazoa, Chordata, Amphibia, Anura, Dicroglossidae. Gene Ontology annotation, molecular function: phenylpyruvate tautomerase activity. The coding region runs from base 84 to 440 and encodes 118 amino acids.